This is a messenger RNA of Biomphalaria glabrata, 442 nucleotides long. RefSeq names its product 28S ribosomal protein S16, mitochondrial-like. Gene Ontology annotation, biological process: mitochondrial translation. NCBI's taxonomy places the organism in Eukaryota, Metazoa, Mollusca, Gastropoda, Planorbidae. Gene Ontology annotation, cellular component: ribosome; mitochondrial small ribosomal subunit. Gene Ontology annotation, molecular function: structural constituent of ribosome. The record is from RefSeq and is a predicted model, not a curated record. The transcript has 3 exons. The coding region runs from base 16 to 399 and encodes 127 amino acids.
AUAGACUAAGAGAGAAUGAGCUACAUGAAAUUUACCAUAAUGCCAAGAAAAACCUUUGACAUUAUUAAAUUAGCUCUUCAUGGCUGCACAAAUAGACCAUUUUACCACAUUGUCUUACUAAAAAAUAUUUCACCCCGAGAUGCCCCACCAGUGGAACAGCUAGGAACAUAUGAUCCGAUGCCGAAUAUUUUCAAUGAAAAAAUUGUUUCCUUAGAUGUUGAUAGAAUCAAAUUUCAUUUAGCAAAUGGUGUGGCGUUAAGUAGACCUGUUGAAAAAUUAUUAGGACUUAGUGGAAUGUUACCUGUUCAUCCUGUUAGCUAUUUAACAGCUAUGAGAAAUAAAAGAAAGUUGGUGAGUGAGACAACUAAACAGGAAAAAGAAAGUACUGAUGUAAAAUAAUGAGCCAAGAUAAUCAGUUUUAUUAAUAAAAAUUUAAAAUAUU